Oncorhynchus keta (chum salmon) is the source of this 3426-nucleotide messenger RNA. Its product is annotated as anthrax toxin receptor 1-like. The transcript is spliced from 18 exons. The coding region runs from base 577 to 2514 and encodes 645 amino acids. Gene Ontology annotation, molecular function: signaling receptor activity. Gene Ontology annotation, cellular component: membrane. Lineage: Eukaryota; Metazoa; Chordata; Actinopteri; Salmoniformes; Salmonidae. The record is from RefSeq and is a predicted model, not a curated record.
GUCUACACCUGUUGUAUUUAGUGCAUGAGUCAAAUACAAUUAGUUUUGAUUUGAUCUUAUGAGCUCCUGGCAGUGAUUGACACCACUAGAUGGCAGUAGAAGGGGAUAGUUUGUCUUUCUCUCACCUCUGUCUUCAUUAUUGCCUCAACCAUGAGAAAAAAGGAAAAGAAAGUCAGGGAGUCGUGGAAGGAGGCUUUAAGUUAGACACAAUUACAUAGGUUUCUCUGGAGCUGCCUGGAAUACACUUCCACUGUCCUACUUCCCAACAGUAUGAAAAGAGCAAAAGAAAAAGGCGAGAUAAGAGGAGUGUGCUGCUGUGAGGCUCAGUGCAUGUGUGUGUAGCCUGUGCUUGUCCCCGAGCCAGUGAUGAGAGCCUCCUGACUCAAUUGAGACAGACUGGAUUCAUAGCAUCAGUGCAUCAUUCUCUGCCUUCCACUUCACCCUUUUGGAUUAGUUAUGUUCAAUGCUGAAGAAUAUUGGAUGAAGACACAGAAAUAAGGAAUCCUUUUUUCUCCACUUGUUUUCCAAGGUGGUGUUAAUCUUCUUCACGUGAUAUAGCUCCUCCAAACUGGAAUCAUGUAUUUAUAUGGGUGCAGAGGCUCCUGGUUACCAGUGCUGCUUGGUGCUGUAAGUGCGCUGGUGGUGCUGACAGCUGGUAACGCUUGGCACAACCAGGACAGAGGUCAGGGUGAACCAUCCUGCUUCGGGGGCUUUGACCUCUACUUCGUUCUGGACAAAUCUGGGAGUGUGCAGCACCACUGGGUUGAAAUCUAUCACUUUGUGGAACAUCUGGCUCACAAGUUCAUAAGUCCACAGCUGCGCAUGUCCUUCAUUGUGUUCUCUACUGAGGGACGGAUUUUGAUGCGGCUUACAGAAGACAGGGAGCAGAUUCGAAAAGGUCUGGAGGAGCUCCAGAGGGUACUUCCAGGUGGAGACACCUUUAUGCACGAAGGCAUCCAGAGGGCCAGUGAGCAGAUAUACUAUGGAAACUCUGAAGGAUACCGUACUGCAAGUGUCAUUAUCGCUCUCACAGAUGGGGAGCUGCAUGAGGACCUCUUCUACUAUGCUGAGAGGGAGGCCAACCGAUCGCGGAGUCUGGGUGCCUCAGUAUACUGCGUGGGGGUGAAGGACUUCAAUGAGACACAGCUGGCAAUGAUUGCUGAUAGCAAGGACCAUGUCUUCCCAGUGAAUGAUGGCUUUGAAGCACUGCAGGGGGUCAUUGAUUCGAUCUUAAAGAAGUCCUGUAUUGAGAUCCUGGCAGUGGAACCCUCCAGUAUCUGUGCAGGAGAAACGUUCCAGGUGGUGGUGAGAGGAAAUGGCUUCCUCCAUGCUCGGAAUGUCCAUAAGGUCCUGUGCAGUUUCCGAAUCAACGACACACUCACCAAGAGUGUGAAGCCAUUAAUAGUGGAAGAUACAUAUCUCCUCUGUCCUGCCCCUAUUCUACAGGAAGAGGGAAUGGCAGCCAACCUCUAUGUCAGCAUGAAUGAAGGUCUUAGUUUCAUCUCCAGUUCAGUCACCAUUACAACUGUGAGCUGUUCUGAUGGAACCAUCCUGGCCAUCGCCCUGCUCAUCCUCAUGAUGCUCUUAGUCUUCAUGCUGCUCUGGUGGUUCUGGCCUCUCUGCUGCACUGUGAUGAUCCAUGAGCCACCACCAACAGUACUGGAAGACAGUUCGGAUGAGGAAGAAGAUGGGAUGCCCAAGAAGAAGUGGCCCACGGUUGAUGCUUCCUACUAUGGUGGCAGAGGUGUGGGUGGAAUCAAAAGGAUGGAGGUGCGUUGGGGUGAGAAAGGCUCUACUGAGGAGGGAGCCAAGCUGGAGAAGGCCAAGAACGCCAGGGUGAAGAUGCCCGAGCAGGAGUUUAUACAGACCCCGACUCGCAUCCUCAACAAUGGCACGCGCAAGCCUCCUGGCCCUCAUAAGUGGUACUCACCAAUUAAGGGCAAGCUGGAUGCUCUGUGGGUUUUGCUGAGGAAAGGCUAUGACCGUGUGUCUGUGAUGCGACCACACCCAGGAGAUAAGGGCCGAUGCAUGAACUUCACCCGGGUCAAGUCCAAUCCUCCUCGAUACCCCCACUACAACCAUCACUCAGCCCCCAUCUACACCCCUCCAAGAGGCUGCAACCCACCACCUCCCCAAGGCAAACUCCCCCUUCCCACCGGCAGCCCCCCAGCCUCCCCCUCUCCAUCCUCCACCUCCACACUGCCUCCACUGCCCUCAAAACCCCUCCUUUUUCUACCACUCCUCUUCCUCCCAUUACUCCACCUCCUACCAUCACACCCCCACCUUACACUCCUCCUCCAACUCCAGCCCUCCCUCCAACCACUCUGCAUAUACCCCCUCCUCCUAUGUGCUCCCCUUCCCCUCCACACCCUGCAUCCCCAACCAGCUCCCUGCCCCCACCCGCUCAGGCCCCUCCUCCAGGACAAGGCCCCCUGCCUCCACCCCCUGCCCGCCCACCGCCACGCCCCUCUUUGUAAAUCCUCAGCAGUGAUUGGGAGGGCAGGGGUUGACUAGUACUAGUACAAGGAAGAUCAACAGGAAUCACAACUCUCCCCUCAUUCUACUGCCACCCAUGAUAUCUGUGUGGCUCACACACUUGUCAGCUAUUUGUUUACAGUGGCCCAUGUACUCUUGACCUACAUGUGUAGGUCAAGAGUACAAAGAGAAGUUGUACUUAAGGUUCCACGGAUAUCUCCUGAUGGACAGCUUUCCUUAUAGACAGAUCUAUGUUGUCCAUAGCUGGUCAGGUCUGCACAAAACACAGUUACCUUGUCAUGGCAAUAAAGGCUAAGCCCAUCUGUCCAUUCUACAACCACCAGAAGAAUGGAUCGAUAUCAUCGUAACAAAGUAAAGCCAAGUGUUGGAUGGUUGCCUGUUUAAAAAAAUUAACUGAGGCUCUUGAGAUAUGGCUGAGGUAUUAAGUUCAGAAAUGAAUUGAGAGAUGUCUCCAAAUGAUAUUCCAAUAAUGUAUCAGUCUGAAUUUUCCACAUGCAAUAUUUGUUUUUCACUGUCAAACAAGUUAUUAUGAGCAGCGGAAGGAUUCUUUGAAUCACAAAAAUGUUCUAGUGUCAAUGCCCUGCUGCAUUGCACAAUUACUGUCAAGUCGAGGACAAUGUUUCUUAAUGACAGCAUAAAGGAUGAUUUUAUGCCUUAAAUGUGCCUUUAAUUAAAAACAGAAUGUUAUUGGAGAGCAAUUACAUUCCAGUGGUUUAAGUAAUUUGUUCAUCCAGUUUGAUUCAUAUGAUGGGUCUUGGUUGGUUUAUAUAGCAUUCCUAAAAUGUUUUAUACAUAUAGCGUGUAUAAAUAUGUCUUACUUUUUGUCUUUGUAUUGUCCAUUCAGUGUUGGAUAACUAUUUUGCAGAGUAUGAUUGCUGUGGUGAACAAAAUAAUCAUUACGAAUAAAUUACAAUAAAUGUGUGCAUACGA